AUGCGUCGUGCACUCAAACAAGUAGCGGGGAUCCAGGCCGACCAGGAAAAGAUGUGUCGCGCGCUCAAGCAGGUAUCGGGGCUUCAGGCCGAACUGGGCGAGGCGCAGGAUUCUCUAUCCGCCGGAUCCGCUGAGUGUGAUCAAUUGCGUCGCAUCGUAUCGUAUCGUGACGUUACGUUGGACCAGAUGCGAGUUCAUCUCGCGGACGUGGUUUCCAUACGUGAUCGCGCAAUACGAGAUCACUUGACCAUUCGGAAUCGCAUGGCAUUGCUGGUGUCUGGAAAAUCUUCAGUCACACCGACGGAGGUGGGAUAG
Messenger RNA from Peronospora matthiolae, 315 nucleotides. Lineage: Eukaryota; Oomycota; Peronosporomycetes; Peronosporales; Peronosporaceae. The record is from the annotation of a GenBank genome assembly.